CGAUUGGGGGCUGCAACGUUAUGCAGCACUAAAAUACACUGUAUUGAAAUAGUUUUUCCAGACGCGCCUGCCAUUUAACGAAAUUGUUAAUUAUUUAGUUGCGGGAGCAUGCAGAUGAAUCCAAGUGUUACGAUUGAACGCAAACGCGUCGACUGCAGUGUCCUGCCCAAGGGCUGGCAACGGGAUGAGGGCCGAAAGUCGGGCAGCAGCAGCAGUAGCACUAGCGCCACCACCACGACCAGCGGCAGCAACAACAACAACAAUAAAGUGGAUGUUUUUUACUACAGUCAAACAGGAAAAAGAGUUGAAGGAAAGCAGCAGCAGGGGGGCGAGGUUUUUGACAUUGGAAGCUUUGAUUUCCAGUCCGGGAAGCUGCAGCAGCGCCAGCUGCCCUCACCAUCGAUCUCGCUGUAUCGCUGCAGUGCCAUGCCCCUGCCAAUUGGUGCUGGCGGCGCUGGAGCUGGAGCUUCACUGAAACGGAAAUAUGCCAGGGCUCAGGCAAACAGCAGCGGUGGCGGCACAGCAGCAGCAUCCACGCCAUCGACAGCGACCGUAGCAGCAGCGGCAGCAGCACAACCAACAACAGCAGGCUCAUCAUCCUCCACCGCGGGUGGCGGAACGUCCAGCAAUCUGCGUCAGCAACAGCAGAUGGAACUCAGUCGAGCCCUGCGCACAGAUGUCUCCCUGGUGCCGCCCAUACGACAGACUGCCUCCAUAUUUAAGCAGCCGGUGACGGCGAUUGGAAACCACAGCCAGGAUCCCAGCAAGGUGAAGCACGAUGCCAAGCAUGGGGCCCAGGAGAAGCCCAAACAGUUGUUCUGGGAGAAAAGGCUGGAGCGACUGCGCGCUUGUCACGACAAUGGCGAGGAGCUGGACGAUAUAUCACUGCCCAAGACCAUACGCACUGUCGGCCCAAAUGUCAACGAACAGACAGUCCUGCAGUCGGUAGCCACAGCCCUGCACAUGCUCAAUGCGGGUGUGCAUGGCCAGAGCUCGACCAAGGCCGAACUCACCAAGAAUGCGAUGGCAUUCAUGAACCCCGAACAGCCGCUCAUGCAUGCAGUCAUCAUUUCCGAGGAGGACAUACGCAAGCAGGAGGAUCGCGUCGGUGUGGCGCGUCGAAAGCUACAGGAUGCACUCAAGACAUGAGUGCACAGCCCAUCCAUCAUCUACCAAUUCCAUUGUAGAAUCUACCAACAUCUCUAUUUAUCAUAUUGACGACCUUUUUCGAAAUUUACAUUUAAGCCCUAGCGUGUAAUAAAACUCUACCAAGAACCACACCGAAA
This is a messenger RNA of Drosophila subobscura, 1286 nucleotides long. It is a transcript of the gene MBD-like, whose product is annotated as methyl-CpG-binding domain protein 2. Bases 109 to 1149 code for a protein of 346 amino acids. The transcript has 3 exons. Gene Ontology annotation, molecular function: DNA binding. The record is from RefSeq and is a predicted model, not a curated record. Lineage: Eukaryota; Metazoa; Arthropoda; Insecta; Diptera; Drosophilidae.